Molecule: messenger RNA, 294 nt
Organism: Colletotrichum gloeosporioides
Lineage: Eukaryota; Fungi; Ascomycota; Sordariomycetes; Glomerellales; Glomerellaceae
Exons: 2
Coding region: 1-294 (97 amino acids)
Molecular function (GO): oxidoreductase activity
Source: RefSeq, a predicted model, not a curated record
AUGAUCGGAUGUGAGCUCAACGGCCGCGAGCUUCUCCACAAUGACCCGGACAUCCUCCAGAUCUCACCCUUCCCGUUUGAGAGCCACAGAAAGUCGCGAGACUCAUGUGUCAAAUUCGCAGACAUGUAUAAUCUUGGAGGAGCGAAAACACAUCAUCUGGCAUCGGUGGAUGCGAUGAGAGGAUGGCCAAUGAAGAUUGAGGUCAUUCUCGGCAGUCCUAUUCGUACCGCGCACAAAUUCGGAGUCGCGACCCCAACGCUGGUGGUUUUGUAUAACCUAUUGAAGGCCAAGUAG